Molecule: messenger RNA, 2173 nt
Organism: Olea europaea var. sylvestris
Lineage: Eukaryota; Viridiplantae; Streptophyta; Magnoliopsida; Lamiales; Oleaceae
Product: protein NRT1/ PTR FAMILY 4.6-like
Exons: 5
Coding region: 201-1946 (581 amino acids)
Biological process (GO): transmembrane transport
Cellular component (GO): membrane
Molecular function (GO): transmembrane transporter activity
Source: RefSeq, a predicted model, not a curated record
CCAAUAAAACUUUUUUUUCUUUCUUCUUCUUUCUCUUGGUGCUAGAGUGCCCAACAAUCAAUACCCUAACUCAAUAAUAGAAAUCUAACAGGAAAAGCCGAGAAGUAUAAAACUUUUAGAUUUUUUGCACCCUUUUUAUCCACCGUUGAUCAGUUCUUGAUUCCUGAUCUCAAUCUUGUUAUUCUAUAGGAGGAAAAAAAAUGGAAGUGGAAAACCAGUUGAGCACAUGGGAUGGCUAUGUAGAUUGGAAGAACAAGCCUGCCGUAAGAGGCAAACAUGGUGGCAUGCUUGCUGCUUCCUUUGUUUUGGUGGUGGAGGUGUUGGAGAAUUUAGCAUAUUUGGCUAAUGCCAGCAACUUGGUGCUAUACCUGACGGAGUUCAUGCAUUUCUCCCCCACAGAUUCUGCAAAUUCUGUCACAAAUUUUAUGGGCACGGCCUUUCUUCUUGCUCUUCUUGGUGGCUUUUUGUCUGAUGCUUUCUUCACUACUUAUCACAUCUAUCUGAUCAGUGCAGUAAUUGAAUUUCUGGGACUGGUCAUACUCACAGUGCAAGCACGCUCAGGCUCCUUAAAGCCACCAAAAUGUAACCCAGCCACCCCCAACAUACCAUGCCAACAAGUUCAUGGUGCAAAGGCUGCAAUGCUAUUUUUAGGGCUCUAUCUAGUGGCACUAGGCCUCGGAGGCAUUAAGGGGUCGUUACCUUCCCAUGGGGCUGAGCAGUUCGACGAGAACACCCCUCGGGGAAGAAAGCAAAGAUCAACUUUCUUCAACUAUUUUGUGUUCUGCCUCUCUUGUGGUGCUCUAUUUGCUGUGACCCUUGUGGUGUGGAUUGAAGACAACAAGGGAUGGGAAUGGGGGUUUGGAAUUUCCACAUUGACAAUAUUGUUGUCAAUUCCUAUCUUCUUUGGAGGUUCAACAUUUUACAGAAACAAAAUACCUAAUGGAAGCCCACUUACAACAAUAUUUAAGGUUCUGGUUGCUGCAAUGCUAAAUAGUUGCAUGGCAAGAAGUCCAAGCAAUGCAAUAGAAAGUAUGGCCACAAGCCCUUCCCCAACUCCACCCUCCAAACAAGAAGGGUCAAUAGAAAAUCAUGACAAGGUUGAAGAAACAUAUGAAUCUCCAUCUCGAAGUCUCAAGUUCCUCAACAGAGCAGUCGUAAACAUUCCAGCUUUCGAUGCAUUAAAAUGCUCGGUACAGCAAGUCGAAGAUGUCAAGAUUGUGAUCAGAAUCCUACCCAUCUUCAUUUGCACCUUCAUGCUCAAUUGCUGUCUUGCUCAACUCUCCACGUUCUCCGUCCAACAAGCUGCUACCAUGAAUACGAAACUGGGCUCGUUAAAAGUCCCGCCAGCUUCACUCCCGGUUUUCCCGGUAAUCUUCAUCAUGAUCCUGGCACCACUAUAUGAUCAUUUAAUAAUUCCAUUCGCACGAAGAGUAACAAAAAGUGAGACCGGCAUAACGCACUUGCAGCGCAUUGGAGUAGGUCUGGUUCUCUCCAUAGUAGCCAUGGCAGUAGCAGCCCUCGUUGAAAUCAAGCGCAAGAGAGUAGCUGCUAACUCGGGUUUACACGACUCCACCAAACCAUUGCCCAUUUCGUUUUUCUGGAUCGCGCUUCAAUACUUGUUUCUUGGAUCAGCUGAUCUAUUCACCCUAGCCGGCUUACUGGAAUUUUUCUUCACAGAGGCACCAGUUAGCAUGAGAUCUUUGGCCACCUCUCUCUCUUGGGCAUCAUUGGCCAUGGGAUAUUACCUUAGCACAGUAAUCGUGUCAAUAGUUAACAAUGUUACAGGUGACUCGAAGCACAAGCCAUGGCUUUCUGGUAGAAAUUUAAAUCACUAUCACCUGGAGAGAUUUUACUGGCUGAUGUGCGCCCUAAGCACUUUGAAUUUCUUGCACUAUCUCUUCUGGGCUGUAAGAUACAAGUAUAGAUCGAAAGGGUCUAACAAGUAAAAUUGGGCGGUAGAAAUGACCAUAUGAAGCUGCCGAAUGAUGCUAUUUCUGUCACUUCACCGGGAAUUCAUUGUGUUUGUGAAAUCCUUUCUGUAAAUAUGUCCAUUUGCUGUCUAGCAAAAGGGUACUAGAUCAGACUAGCAUAAAGCAGGACAUCACAGAAUUUAGUUAAGUUUUUGCUUUGCAAUAUCAUUUCGUCAUAUAAUCAGACAGAUAUCAAAUGAUCU